Molecule: messenger RNA, 1472 nt
Organism: Bipolaris sorokiniana ND90Pr
Lineage: Eukaryota; Fungi; Ascomycota; Dothideomycetes; Pleosporales; Pleosporaceae
Exons: 4
Coding region: 54-1472 (472 amino acids)
Molecular function (GO): FAD binding; oxidoreductase activity
Source: RefSeq, a predicted model, not a curated record
GCCGUUGAGCCGCCUACCAUGGAUUCGGCACCGACUACCUUGUUCCUGUCGCCAUGAAGGUCUUAUCACUCUUGGUUUCCUUCGCUGCCGCGGUAUCUGCGCUCGCCCUCAAGCAACGCGAUGUCGCAUCCGACUUGAAGAAUCUGGUCCCAGGAUCUUCGGUCAACGUCGAGGUGAAGGCACGAUGGAGUGACUUCAACGCACCCUUGCCUUCUGUCACUGUCACUGUGCAGGCUGAAGACGAUAUCGCGAAAAUCGUUAAAUACUGCACAAAGGCUGGGAUAUCAUUUCUGACACAGAACGGGGGAGUCGGAUGGGGCAAGACCUUCAAGUUGGGCGAAUGGGGUGUUCUUAUUGACCUUGCUGGUCUGAACAGUGUCACCGUGGCUGCGGACAAGAACACUGCGACUAUUGGUGGUGGCGCAAGCAUCGGAGAUGUCAUUGCAUCGGCUGAUGCUGCAGGUGCCCUGGUCAUUACUGGCAAUUGCAACUGCGUUGGCGCUCUUGGAGCCAUGCUUGGUGGUGGUUACGGCAACCUGAUGGGUGAAGUUGGUUUCGGAGUCGACAACAUCAUUUCGAUGCGCGUCGUCACUGCAGCAGGCGAGUUGCUCACUGCAUCAGCCACAUCGAAUUCCGAACUUUUCUGGGCGCUUCGCGGAGCAGGACCAAACUUCGGUAUCGUCGUUUCCGCAACCGUCAACGCGAGGCCAGCAACAGCUGAAGACCGCACUGCCUUCAUCAACAAUCUCUUCUUCUCACCCGACAAGCUAGAGCAAGUCGCGCAAGCAGUCGAAGAUCUGCCGCUCACCCCAGAACAACGCGUCUACCUUGUCUUGACAUCUAGCGGCCCACCACUCAACGAGCCUUCUAUCCUUGUAACCGGUUUCCUCCGCAAGGGCACGCUUGAAAGCGGCCGCAAGGCCUUCGCCCCCUUCUACGAUCUCGGCCCCCUAUCUGACUCCAGCAUUGUCACCACAUACGAUCACUGGAACGACGCAAACAUUGGCUUCUGCACCCGCGGCGGCCGUAAACCCACAUUCAGCUCCACAAUCAAGGGCAUGAAUGCCCAGAAGUGGCCGCAGAUCUGGGACUUGUACAAGAGCUUCCAGGCCAAGGGACCGAACUCCGCUAUGCUUAUCGAGCGCUACAAUCUAACCAAGGCUCAAUCGGCGCCCGUUGGCUCGGUCGCCUUGAACGAGGCACUCCGCCGCGAUGCAUUUGCCCAGGCUCUUGUUAUCCCGUGGUAUGACGAUGCGAGUUUGGAUGCUGAAGCAUUGGAUUUUGGAAGCAAGGUUAGAGCGCUGUGGUCGAGGAGCAGUGACCCCAAGAACGAUCCUACAUAUCCUAAUUUCGCAUUUGGUGACGAGACUAACAAGGCUAUCUAUGGAUCUAGCCUUCCGAAGUUGCAGACGCUGAAGAAGAAGUAUGAUCCUAAGGGACAGUUUAACCAGUGGUUUCCGAUACAAGUAUAG